ACAAUAGACAAAUUUAUGACAUAUGCGGCUUUUAAAGGGAUUCCAUAUGCGAAACCUCCUGUCAAUCAUUUAAGAUUCCAGCCUCCUGAGGAAACAGAGUCAUGGGAAGAUGUUUUAAAUGCUACCACAGAAGGAAGUAUGUGUAUUCAAUACAAUAGCACAAGUUCGACGGUUGUUGGUUCGGAAGAUUGCUUGUAUCUUAAUGUUUUCACCCCUCAUAUCCAAUUCCACCAUCAACAAGCAAAGCCAGUGAUGGUUUGGAUUCACGGAGGUGCAUACAGAACUGGUAAUUCUAACGCUUCCUACUAUGGACCAGAUUUUCUUCUUGAAGAAGACGUUAUUGUCGUGUCCAUGAAUUAUCGUCUAGAUGCCUUAGGAUUCUUAAGUUUGAAUCAUGAAAAUGCUACUGGGAACUGUGGACUCAAAGAUCAAAAUUUAGCUCUCAAAUGGGUCCAGAAAAAUAUCGCUAAUUUUGGAGGAGAUCCAAAACAAGUAACGAUUUUCGGUCAAAAUGCCGGAUCAGUUGCCGUAGAUCUCCAUAUACUUUCAAAUAUGUCUUCUGGUUUGUUCAAACAAUCGAUUGGCAUGAGUGGUUCAACACUGUGCCUUUACUGGGGUAUUGAAAGUGCAUCAGAAGCUGAGAAAAAUGCUUUCAUUCUUGGAUCCAAACUUGGCAAAGUUACAAGCAACAAAAACGAACUGCUUCAAGUUCUUUACAAAGCAUCGGCUCACGAUAUCGUUAGAGCAUCAAAUGUAAUCCCAAUGAUGCCUUUUAGACCGAUAGUUGAAGACAAUUCGGUCGCCAAACACCAAGAAAAAUUCUUGACACAGUGUUCUAUGAUUAAAUAUACGCUAGGCAACUAUAAUAAAGGACCUCAUUUGAUGGGCUUUACUGCAGUUGAAACUUCAACUUUUGGUGAAGUUAGAACACUAUUAGAUAUGGUCAAUACUGCUUUGAAAAUGGUGAAGAUUGGUAAACUAGAUAUUUAUUUGCCACUUUUAACCCAGAUUGCGAAAUUGAAAUUUUCUGAAAUUUCAAAUUUGUCGGAAACCGUAAUAAAUCAGCUGCUUAAGGACACUUCAGACAUAUUUUUUACUACUGGUAUAGAUAUGAAGCAACGGAUAAUGCUAGAUCAUAAUAAUUACCCUAUUUAUUAUUACCGCUAUACUUUUGAUCCUCAAUUUUCAGCUCAUAAAACCGAAGGUGUACGUAUGAAAGGAGCUGGACACGGAGACGAAUUGUCUUACAUAUUUUAUAGACCUCACAUACAACUUCCUCUUGAAGAACCUACCAUAAAAAUAACAAGACAAAGAAUGACUCGUAUGUGGACAAACUUUGCUAAAUACAGUAAUCCGACUCCAAAUAGUACGUCUGAUUUGUUAGGUAUAGUAUGGCCAGACUCGAAGGUUUGGGGAAAGCAUUUGGAAAUUAGUGAAGGUCUUUACGUAAGGUUGAAACGCCCUACAGAUACAUUUUUUGAAACUUACCAAUAUGCUGGACUUGGAAACUCUCAUAUUUUAAAUUACUGUACGGCACAGACAAAACCUGUUUCUAGCCAUGUAGUGAAGAGUACAGAUAGAAUACCCGACGAAAUAAACGAGAAACUAAUUAGGAAAGCAAGGGAGAAAUUAUUCUUUCGUCAUAGGAUGAGAAUGCAGUUUGAAAUGCUGCAACAACAUCAAGCCACAAUGGAGUCUGACAAAGACGUCCACAAAGAUAAUCACAGCAACACCCCUUCCACAGCACCAAAAUCUAACAGCUACGCCUCAAUUACAGCUCAAGCUCUUCUCCCAAAAAAGGAACAUGCCAUUGUUUUAGACUCAAUCGUAGGAGCGGCAAUAGACGACUACAUAGACGGCCUUGAAAUUCUUACGGAUCCCAACAACAUAAAGUUUAUAUCCAAGAUCUCAGGCAACAGAGUAUGUGUCUACCUCAGCGACACAAGCUUAGUAUCGAAUCUCUCUAGCAGAGAAGUCAUAGUUAAAGACGCCAAACUCAAAAUCAGACCUCUCAUUGGAAAAAACAAAAGGGUCGUCAUCUCCAACGUGUGUCCAGUCAUACCGCACGACACUCUACUCGAAUGCCUAAAACAUAAAGGAAUCAACCCAGUCUCCAGCAUCACUCACAUAAGAGCAGGUUUGAAUAAACCGGGUCGGUCUCACAUACUGUCAUUCAGAAGACAAAUCUACAUAAAAGAAGAGGACGAAAAAUUACUCCCGGAAUCAACUCAACUUAACUACGAAAACACUGCCUACUGGAUCUACUUCAGUACAGACUCUAUGAAUUGCUUUAAAUUCAAGGAUGAUGAUUCGGACGCAUCCAACAACACCUUAAAUCUCCAUGAGCUACUACGUCCAGCUCAUGAGGCACUGAAGCUUCAUCAAGCCGCUACUCCAAUCAAUCUCAAUACUCUCGAAACAAUACUAGCAAAAACACACGCGCAACGAGACGCUCAAGGUAUUGUUCUAACCAUCACGGACAGCUCACACGGUGUAAUUUCUACUAUCGACCAGAUAUAUCAAUUCAUUGAAAACAAAACACUCAAAGGGCGCUUAACGCGAUUGAAAAAGAAACUCUCCAAAAUGCCCUACAGCGUUAUCGACACCGAACAUGAAAGCGACUCGUCACAAACCUAA
Molecule: messenger RNA, 2637 nt
Organism: Phymastichus coffea
Lineage: Eukaryota; Metazoa; Arthropoda; Insecta; Hymenoptera; Eulophidae
Product: esterase E4-like
Exons: 12
Coding region: 16-2637 (873 amino acids)
Source: RefSeq, a predicted model, not a curated record